Messenger RNA from Oppiella nova, 1162 nucleotides. The record is from the annotation of a GenBank genome assembly. Lineage: Eukaryota; Metazoa; Arthropoda; Arachnida; Sarcoptiformes; Oppiidae.
CCUGUUCUCAUUGUCUUAUCGCAGGUUUAUUACACAUGUGUUCAGUAAUUGUUUGAAAGCUAUUAAUCUCUGAAUUCAUUGAAAUCAGUAAUAGUUAGCGAUUAUGAGUGACUAUUACGACAAUAGUUACCCAAUGGAUGCCAAUAGUGGUCGCAAUUAUGGGUUUCAUUUGAAUGAACCCAAUGUUAACCAUAACUACCAAUCGAUGCCGAUGUACGCCAUGAAUGAGCACUCGAUGGACACGAACUACAGUUACCCGAUCGCCCCCAACAGAGCCUACAAUUAUAGGCCGUCCUAUAGUCACAAUCAAUCCGAUUAUGACUAUUAUGAGCGCAGCUAUAGUCCAUUAUCAGUGAAGUCAUACCAUGGAUCGAGUCAUUGGACACCGUAUGCCACUGCCGGACAAUUCAGUUAUUACGAGACACAAAGAUUGUAUGCUUCACAGUAUACGACACACCCGUAUCCGCCAUACCCUCCAACCGGCGCCCCACCGGCCGCCCAAAUGCCGCCCCAAUCGUACGGAUGGAUCCCAACCACUGUCGAGGAGUUUGAGCUGAAGCCGAGUCAGAGUCUGUCGUCUCAGUCGAGCUUUGACGAGGAGAUCGUUUCGGUGGCCAAUGAGCCCAUCGAUCGGAAGCCAACGGUGGCUGAACUCCAGAGAUUCAGCGCAAUGAACGCCAACCGCAUGACAACACCGGCUCAUCGCUUGAUUGGCGCUAAUAAUAACCGGUGUUGUCAUGCGGUUGGCGUUCAUUGCGCUGAAUCUCUGGAGUUCAGCCACCGUUGGCUUCCGAUCGAUGGGCUCAUUGGCCACCGAAACGAUCUCCUCGUCAAAGCUCGACUGAGACGACAGACUCUGACUCGGCUUCAGCUCAAACUCCUCGACAGUGGUUGGGAUCCAUCCGUACGAUUGGGGCGGCAUUUGGGCGGCCGGUGGGGCGCCGGUUGGAGGUGGCAUACGGUGUCCAAUGACUCGAUCCAUGGUAUGACUUCACUGAUAAUGGACUAUAGCUGCGCUCAUAAUAGUCAUAAUCGGAUUGAUUGUGACUAUAGGACGGCCUAUAAUUGUAGGCUCUGUUGGGGGCGAUCGGGUAACUGUAGUUCGUGUCCAUCGAGUGCUCAUUCAUGGCGUACAUCGGCAUUGAUUGGUAGUUAUGGUUAA